This is a messenger RNA of Centruroides sculpturatus (bark scorpion), 500 nucleotides long. Its product is annotated as trafficking protein particle complex subunit 2-like. Gene Ontology annotation, biological process: endoplasmic reticulum to Golgi vesicle-mediated transport. Lineage: Eukaryota; Metazoa; Arthropoda; Arachnida; Scorpiones; Buthidae. Gene Ontology annotation, cellular component: cytoplasm; nucleus; TRAPP complex. The coding region runs from base 55 to 387 and encodes 110 amino acids. The record is from RefSeq and is a predicted model, not a curated record. The transcript is spliced from 4 exons.
UGGCCAUCUGUCGAAGCGAUCGGCCAUAGACAUUAACGUCGGUCGGAUUAGAAAAUGUCGGGGAAGUAUUAUUUUGUUAUUGUUGGGCAUUAUGACAAUCCUGUUUUUGAAAUGGAAUUUUCUCCGCCUAGCAGAUCGGAGGGAAAGGUAACUUUUUGGAGCGCGGGAGACGUCAACAUCGACGCUCAACCCAGUAUCUUAAGAAUGAGAUUUUUAAUGCUUCAUGAUACAAAGAAUGAAGAUGGAAUAAAGAAUUUUUUCAUUGAAAUAUAUGAAUUAUAUAUAAAGCACGCUAUGAACCCUUUUUAUGAACAUAAUUCUCCAAUUAAAUCUGCUGUAUUUGAAAAGAAAACUCAGUUUUUUGGAAGAAAAUAUUUGACAGGUUAAAUUGUAAAAAAUAUUGUGUAAAUAAUUUUUGAAUGUAAAAUUGUAUAAUAAUAAAAGAAUAGUCUGUAGAUUUUAUUUAUUAUUAUUUCACAAAGAAUUCAGGUUACAUCUUU